Messenger RNA from Salvelinus sp. IW2-2015, 3919 nucleotides. It is a transcript of the gene map2k2b, whose product is annotated as mitogen-activated protein kinase kinase 2b. Lineage: Eukaryota; Metazoa; Chordata; Actinopteri; Salmoniformes; Salmonidae. Gene Ontology annotation, biological process: protein phosphorylation. The record is from RefSeq and is a predicted model, not a curated record. Gene Ontology annotation, molecular function: ATP binding; protein kinase activity.
AUCAUUGCAUACCACCAGGUGUAAAGGUGUGCCAUAACGUCGGUAAAGACAAGUUUUCUCGCGAGACUUUCUUUGUCUUCCUGGACCAAAUAGCAUCUGAUAGUACCGCGAAGAGGGCCAAACKUAGCCGCUACCCCCACUCUUAUCCUGGGACGUUGUGUGCAGUCUAUGGUCCACAUCUCAGGACACGAAUAACUUGUUGGCCCAACGGUCCGCUCCUUUUGAACGUUCUGCUAGGCCUAGACGGGUUUGGUGAAGACGACAGUGGGAUUGUUAGCUUGAAUGGCUAGCACGGAUACCAAGCUAAAGCAUUAACGUUACUAUUGGUAUGGAAUGUGGUGAUGGCUGUGGUCCAACCUUUGCUUGUGUAACUAGUUAUCUACAGUUAGCUGUGUUGAUUCAUUCUUUACCCCAACUUGAAGGUAAAGUGAUUAAUUUAACAACAUACGUGUCUUACUAGCUUGCUAAUUCUUUGUUUCCAUAAUGUUAGCUUGCUAGCCAGUUUAUUGCUAACGUUAGCUAUUGCCUCCUGUGACGGCCAAUAACUAACGAGUCAUAGCUAACGUAUCCAGCCAUCUAACGUUAGUUAGCUAGUCUGAUCUAAAAUACCUAGUUAACUAGACACCUCAUUGUCACCCCUGUUGAUUCGAUAGAUACACAGGCUAGUUUGAGAGCUAAUUGGCUAGGCAGGCCUGGGUCAUUUUGGAUCUGCCAACAGCAUUCAGUCACUCUUCUGGCGACACAGCAAGUUGGGGUCAAGAGACUCAACGCUGGUAUCUACUAAGUUAUUCUCUAAAACAAAACAUGGCCCCCAAAAAAAGACCAGUGCGACUUAACAUCACCCCCACCGCUGGUGAGGGAGGAUUGUCCACCUCCACAACCAUCGCAGCUGCCUCUGAUGCUAACCUGGAAGCCCUACAGAAGAAAUUGGAGGAGUUGGAUCUGGACGAGCAGCAGAAGAAGCGCCUGGAGAAUUUCCUUACCCAGAAGGCCAAGGUGGGCGAACUGAAAGACGAUGACUUCCACCGCAUUUGUGAGUUGGGUGUCGGUAACGGAGGCGUGGUCAACAAGGUGUGCCACAAACCCUCAGGCCUCGUCAUGGCCAGGAAGCUGAUCCAUCUGGAGAUCAAGCCAGCCAUCAGGAACCAGAUCAUCAGAGAGCUACAGUUGCUACAUGAGUGUAAUUCUCCCUACAUCGUUAGUUUCUACGGGUCCUUCUACAGCGACGGCGAGAUCAGCAUCUGCAUGGAACACAUGGAUGGGGGCUCUCUGGACCAGGUGCUGAAGGAGGCCAGGAGGAUCCCUGAGGAGAUCCUGGGGAAAGUCAGCAUCGCUGUUCUAAGAGGGUUAGCGUAUCUACGAGAGAAACACCAGAUCAUGCACAGAGACGUAAAGCCCUCUAAUAUCCUGGUCAACUCUCGUGGGGAGAUCAAGCUGUGUGACUUCGGGGUGAGCGGCCAGCUGAUAGACUCCAUGGCCAACUCCUUCGUGGGAACACGUUCCUACAUGUCGCCGGAGAGAUUGCAGGGCACCCACUACUCUGUCCAGUCUGAUGUGUGGAGCAUGGGGCUGUCUCUGGUGGAGCUGUCUAUCGGCCGGUAUCCCAUCCCCCCUCCUGACGCCAAGGAGCUGGAGGCCAUCUUUGGCCGGCCCAUCAUGGACGGGGCCGAGGGAGAAAUGCACAGCAGCACCUCUCCCCGACCCAGACCCCCCGGGGGUAGACCUGCCAGCGGCCACGGUCCUGCGAUGGCCAUCUUUGAGCUGCUGGACUACAUCGUCAACGAGCCUCCCCCCAAGCUGCCUCAUGGAGUAUUCACAUCUGAUUUCCAGGACUUUGUGACUAGAUGUCUCAUCAAGAACCCAGCAGACCGGGCGGACCUGAAGAUGCUGAUGAACCACACUUUUAUCAAGCGCUCGGAGGUAGAGGAGAUGGACUUCGCUGGCUGGCUCUGUAAAACCAUGGGGCUGAACCAACCCAGCACUCCCACACGCACUGUAGACUAAUCACACGCACACACUCAAACAGACAUGCAGCGGCCUGAACACAUACAGACUAAUGGCCACACAUAGACAUGCAGCAUAUAUAUAUAUAUAUAUCACACACACGCUUUUCUUGUCAGCCACCUCUCCUCCUUCAGGUGAUCUAAGUAUGAACUGGCCCUAUUGGCCCUAAAGCCUCCAUUCAGUCACUCUUCUCUAACCAUUAGUGCUGAGCGAUUAACCAACAUUUCGUUAAAAAAAAUUGUUGUUAUUAAACAACUAAUUGACCGACGCUYUUUUUUUUGUGUGAACCCAAUGCACUGUUUCUCACGAGAAAUCAAGUCAAGAACUACAGUAUGUGGGAUGCUGGGCUGAAGGGAGUUGUAGUUUUCAUUAAGAAAAUAUUAAACCUAGUUCAACGCAGAAACGUGGUAAUUAACUACAAUGACAUUAAUCCAUUGCGUCUGUUUUUUCCAUCUCGGAUAGCCACUUCUUCUCUGAUACGUCUCUAAGCGAGAGGCUUCACUCGCCAAAAUAUGUCCAAAAUAAGCCGACCUAAGCUUGUCGCCUGCCUUCGCGCCUUUGGGACGAUUCCUGUUAUUCGGGCGGUGACAUGAGCAUCUCAACAUUAAAUACAGAUCUCUGUACGGAUAAACUUUCAUGUCUGCUACGUUAUGUACACACAGACUGCAUCAUGAGAGAGGAAUGUACACAACACAAUGASGAGAGGGACAGACGCUGUUAGUUAUCUACUUUGAAGAACUAGUCAAAUGAUUUCGCCAGACAGCUCUACAGCAUAGGCAGGCUAGCUAAAUAGGAUGACUAAAAACAGUAGAGUAUGGGGAGCACAUAGAUAACAUUAGAUGGCCUGGCGGACUGCUACUGCCUGAGCAGAGAUGAUUACUAUUAUUUUUCGUUCCUUAAAGUCAAGUAAUCAGAUAAAAACUAAGUAAUAUACACAACUAAAAUGUUUAAUUUCAUUGGAAUUUACACUCUCUAUUGAUGUCUACCCAAUGUGGACCUGACGGACAAUGGAAUAUUUAAGGUUUUGGCAAUUGAAUGUUCACUAUUUUAGGCUUUGGAAUUUCUAUUAUAAAACCCUCUAAAAUCAUUGUGAAUCAUUAUUUCAGCAUGCAUUCAAUAAUUUUUUCAAACAUUAUCAAAAUGAAUAACUGAACUGACCUCAAAGCACUAAUCGCUCAGCACUACUAGCUAUGUCAGAAAUAAACCCUCAGUUACAACCUUAAUCGGGAUUGCUUCACUGGUUGGGUUGGGCCAACCCCUGACUGUUGUCAGAUUCAUCUAUCAUACUGUAACAGAAACCUGCAUCCCCAUACCGCUUCCCCUUGUUGUCUGGAUGUUGUAAUCUGCAGUAUCAACGGGAUGGCAUCGAGGAGCUUCAUUCUCCAGGAAGAGCAGACAUAAUUUAUAAAGUGAAAGAUGGGCUCUGGUCAGAGGCUUAAUGUACACAUACUCCCUAGCCGAGCUCUGUGAGUUAACAAUCUUCACGGUCACCAUGUUGGCACCAAAUGUUUGGGUUUUGACAUGUCUAUCUACCUGCUGCAACUUCCCCUAAACUCCUUUUCUUGUUUUGGGUUGCUUUAACAUCGGAAGCCUUUUGAGCAGAGAGGUUAUGCAGAAAUAUGCACCCUCCAAAAAAAUAAACAGACAGGAAAUCUGGAAAGUUGAGCAAGACCUAUUUCAGUUUCCUGAGUAAAAAUACAACAUCUACACUUCAUCUGUUUCGAGACGAUAAUCUUUUGCAUUUCUUAUUUAUUUAGCUUUUCAAUUAAGAUUCACUCGGUAGGAACAGUAACCUCAACGUCAGUCACUCUGUAGGAACAGUAACCUCAACGUCAGUCACUCUAGGAACAGUAACCUCAACGUCAGUCACUCUAGGAACAGUAACCUCAACGUCAGUCACUCUAGGAACAGUAAC